Spinacia oleracea (spinach) is the source of this 2687-nucleotide messenger RNA. RefSeq names its product 30-kDa cleavage and polyadenylation specificity factor 30. Gene Ontology annotation, molecular function: metal ion binding; mRNA binding; N6-methyladenosine-containing RNA reader activity. Gene Ontology annotation, cellular component: nucleoplasm. NCBI's taxonomy places the organism in Eukaryota, Viridiplantae, Streptophyta, Magnoliopsida, Caryophyllales, Amaranthaceae. The transcript has 7 exons. The record is from RefSeq and is a predicted model, not a curated record. The coding region runs from base 272 to 2371 and encodes 699 amino acids. Gene Ontology annotation, biological process: mRNA splicing, via spliceosome; regulation of mRNA splicing, via spliceosome.
AAAUAAAACAGAUACACUUUUUGGGAAAGUGAUUUUUGGUAGGAAAAAAUCACACUGGAAAUUGACACGUGUCUUUCCUGAUAUUUGUUUUAAUAUAUAGUAAUAGAAUAGAUAUCUUCCCCUUAAAAGAAAAUAAAAAUAUAACAAAAUAUACUUAUCUCCAAAAGCCAAACGCAGUCGUUCUCCAAACGCCAUUUUCCAAUUCCAAAAUUCCAAUGCUUCUCUGAAACCCUAUUCCGUUCGCCAUUAACAAUUCCUCCUAACAACAUCAAUGGAAGACACAGAAGGGGGUUUAAGCUUCGAUUUCGAAGGUAACCUCGACACUGUCCCUAAUAUUCCCACUGCCUCUAAUCCCGUCAUCCAACCCGACCCAAAUGCUGCCCCUUCCGCCGGAGCCUCCGUCCCAACCGGUGGGUCUGCCCCUGUUGACCAGGGAUCAGGGCAAGGUAACCGCCGCAGCUUCCGGCAAACCGUUUGCCGUCAUUGGCUUCGUAGCCUCUGUAUGAAGGGGGAUUCUUGCGGUUUCCUUCACCAAUACGACAAAUCUCGGAUGCCGGUCUGCCGUUUCUUCAGAUUGUAUGGGGAGUGCCGUGAGCAGGAUUGUGUUUAUAAGCACACCAAUGAGGAUAUCAAAGAGUGCAACAUGUACAAAUUGGGUUUUUGUCCAAAUGGGCCAGACUGUCGUUACCGACAUGCAAAGCAGCCUGGACCUCCGCCUCCUGUUGAUGAAGUCCUUCAGAAGAUUCAGCAACUCACCUCUUACAGUUAUGGUGCAUCAAAUAGAUUUUUUCAACAACGGAAUACAAAUUAUUCUCAGCAAGCAGAUAGAUCACAGUUUCCACAAGGUACGAACAGCACAAAUCCAGGUGUAGUCCCAAAACCUUCGGGAACAGAGUCCUCCAACAUACAUCAACAAUUGCAGCAGCCUCAUCUUGCUGGCCAGGACCAAAUACAAAAUCUUCCAAGUAAUUCAUCCAAUCAAACAGGCAGGACAGCGGCUCCACUGCCUCAAGGGAUAACUAGGUAUUUUAUUGUGAAGAGCUGCAAUCGUGAAAACUUGGAGCUAUCAGUUCAACAAGGUGUGUGGGCUACUCAAAGAAGCAACGAAGCCAAACUGAAUGAAGCCUUUGAUACCGUUGAGCAUGUUAUCUUAAUCUUUUCUGUCAACCGUACUCGACAUUUUCAGGGCUGUGCAAAGAUGACAUCAAAAAUUGGUGAGACUGCUAGUGGGGGAAACUGGAAGCAUGCGCAUGGGACGGCUCAUUAUGGGCGGAACUUUUCUGUCAAAUGGUUAAAGUUAUGUGAGCUAUCUUUCAAUAAAACUCGGCAUUUGAGGAAUCCGUACAAUGAGAAUUUGCCAGUGAAGAUUAGUAGAGAUUGCCAGGAGAUGGAGCCUUCUGUCGGGGAGCAGUUGGCUUCCUUGCUUUAUCUUGAACCAGAUGGUGAACUUAUGGCGACUCUAAUCGCAGCGGAAUCCAAGCGCGAGGAGGAAAAAGCGAAAGGAGUCAACACAGAUAAUGGAGCUGGGAAUCCAGACAUAGUUCCUUUUGACGACAAUGAAGAGGAGGAAGAGGAGGAAGAAAGUGAAGAAGAAGAAGAAGAAGAGAGUUUUGGCCAGGCACCUGGUGUUGCUAUUCAUGGAAGAGGAAGAGGAAGAGGGAUGAUGUGGCCGCCAAACUUUCCUAUGGGUCGAGGCAUACGUCCUAUGCCAGGGAUGCGGGGUUUUCCUCCUGGCAUGAUGGGGGUGGAUGGGUUCGCGUAUGGACCUGGACCUGGACCUGGACCUGGACCCGACGGCUUUCCAAUGCCUGAUCCUUUUGGAAUGGCUCCUCGCCCUUUCGUGCCCUAUGGCCCAAGGUUCUCAGGUGAAUUUACAAAUCCGGCACCUGGUAUGAUGUUUCCUGGUCGACCUUCACAACCUGGUGGUGGAUUUGGGAUGAUGAUGGGCCCUGGGCGUGGUCCAUUCAUCCCUGGAGGAAUGGGUAUGGGUAUGGGUAUGGGUAUGGGUAUGGGUGGGAGAGGUGGUCGGCCAAUGGGUGGUAUGCCUCCUAUCUUUCCUCCCCAACCUCAAGGUAGCAAUCGGGGUCCUAAAAGGGAUUUGAGGGGAUCUGGUACUGGUAAUGGUAACGGUAAUGAUUGGGGUGAGACAUUUGGAUCGGGUCCAGAUCAAGGGAAAUUGCAGGAUAUGAGUAGUGGUGGACGUGCUGAUGACCCAUCAUAUCAACAAGGUGCUGAAAAAUUUGUAUCUCGAAACAAUGUGACAAAUGAUGAGAGUGAAAGUGAGGAUGAGGCUCCUAGGCGGUCAAGACAUGGCGAGGGAAAGAAAAAACGCCGAAGUGUGGAUGGUGAUGUGCCUGCUUUAGACCCAUAAUAAGGGAUGUUACUACAUAUUACGUAGUGUGGUCAAUUAUGGAUCGUUUCUGUCAACCCCCCAGGUAUAUUUUGGCAAAGCGACCUACCGUACUUAUUCCAGCUCUACCCUUUAUCGUACUCAAACCCUAUAAGUAAAGAAUAAUAGAUAACUUUUUGUCUCGUAGUUAGAAGAUUUCAGGAAUUUGUUGAUGUACAUUGUAUAAAUAUGAAAUAUGUACACGAAGAGGUAAUAGAUACAACAUUAGAAUGUUGCAUUAUUUGGAUGCUUAGUUGUAAACAUCAAUGUAUCAUUGUUAUUCAUGGGUUUUCUGGUA